Helianthus annuus (common sunflower) is the source of this 1290-nucleotide messenger RNA. RefSeq names its product glycine-rich cell wall structural protein 1. Lineage: Eukaryota; Viridiplantae; Streptophyta; Magnoliopsida; Asterales; Asteraceae. The coding region runs from base 1 to 1290 and encodes 429 amino acids. The record is from RefSeq and is a predicted model, not a curated record. The transcript has a single exon.
AUGGGGUUAUCUCAAAAAUGGCUGUGCACGUUGCUUCUUAUAAUAAGUGUUGUGUUUCACAUGAGUGUAAUUACUCGUGGAGAUGAAAGACUCGAGACUGAAGGAUGGGGUCGUGACCCAUGUCGAUUUCGCCGAAGAGGGUGUGGGCGUUUUGGUGGUGGAAGAGGUGGAGGACUUGGUGGUGGUGGAGGAUUUGGUGGAGGCGGUGGAGGAGGGCUAGGUGGCGGUGGUGGGGUUGGAGGUGGUGGAGGGCUAGGUGGUGGUGGUGGGGUUGGAGGUGGUGGGGGUUCGGGCGGUGGAUUAGGUGGUGGAGGUGGCGGCGGAUUAGGUGGUGGAGGUGGAAGUGGGGGAGGUGGCGGUUUAGGUGGAGGUUCAGGUAAGGGUGGUGGAUUUGGAGCUGGAGGAGGAGUAGGUGGUGGUGCAGGAGGUGGUGGCAUUGGUGGAGGCGGUGGAGGAGGGAGUGGCGGAGGUGGUGGUUUAGGUGGAGGGUCAGGUAAGGGUGGUGGAUUUGGAGCUGGAGGUGGAGUAGGUGGUGGUGCAGGAGGUGGUGGCAUUGGUGGAGGCGGUGGAGGAGGGAGUGGCGGAGGUGGUGGUUUAGGUGGAGGGUCAGGUAAGGGUGGUGGAUUUGGAGCUGGAGGUGGAGUAGGUGGUGGUGCUGGAGGUGGUGGCAUUGGUGGAGGUGGUGGUGGAGGAAGCGGUGGAGGUGGUGGUUUAGGUGGAGGUGCAGGAAGUGGAGGUGGGUUUGGAGCUGGAGGGGGAGUAGGUGGUGGUGCAGGAGGUGGUGGCAUUGGUGGUGGUGGUGGUGGAGGUAGUGGUGGAGGUGGUGGUAUAGGAGGAGGUUCAGGAAGCGGGGGUGGAUUUGGAGCUGGUGGAGGCGUUGGUGGUGGUGCAGGAGGUGUAGGUGUCGGUGGCGGUGGUGGUGGAGGUAGCGGUGGAGGUGGUGGUCUAGGUGGAGGUUCUGGUCAUGGCGGAGGGUUUGGUGCCGGAGGUGGUGUAGGUGGUGGAGCUGCAGGAGGAGGCUUAGGGGGAGGUGGCGGUGGUGGUGCUGGGGGUGGUGGCGGCGGCGGCCUAGGUGGUGGAUCUGGGCUUGGUGGCGGUGGAGGUUUGGGAAGUGGAGGUGGACUUGGUGGAGGUCUUGGAAGUGGAGGUGGAGGUGGGCUUGGUGGUGGUCAUGGCGGUGGAGUGGGCAUAGGGGUAGGCAUUGGAGUUGGCGUAGGUGUGGGUGGUGGUAGUGGUGGCGGUGGUGGUGUCGGAACAGGUAGUGGCUUUGGAGGUGGUGGAAGAAAGUAA